UCUGGUGUUGGUUUCGAGGCAUUCUUUACUGCCACAACCGGAGUCUUGGUUGUUGCUGUUAGUCUGAAGAAAGAGUACCUUACUGUGGCUGUGUCAGAUAAACCAAUUCUUGACAUGCAGUGGCAUCAUGUUGGUAUUGUACAUGUGGGCCAGAGACGUCCGUGGGGCAUUAGAGAGGUGUUGAUUUUUAUUGAUGGCCAACUUUGUCGUAAGACAAGUAUGAAACUGCCUGACUUUAGUGAAGGAUUUGGAUCGUGCCACAUUGGAUGUGCUGGACAUCGUACAACAAACGAGUUGGACAGUCUUCCAAAUAUCGACUGGCCUGACUCGCCUGUAGACUCUCUAGAUGCAGGUGCUGGUAGUGAAUAUCCAUCGUCUAUACUGGCUGGCAGCCAAGACAGCGAAUGGGGUACUCCAUGUUCUCUACUCGGUCAGCUUGGUCCAGUUUGUGUGUUCUUUGAAGCUAUUUCAGAGACUCAAAUGAAGAUCCUUUACUCACGAGGUCCGGACGAUGUGACUUUGUUUCAGCCUGGCGAUGCCAAUUCUCAACUGAGUACUCUGUCGUCACAGUUGUUACUGUUUUAUCAUGCCAAGGCUUGCAAGAAUCACUUGUGUUUUGAUAUCACUGUAAGGCCACGUGGGAAACAUAGUCAACAUGGCCGGUUGACUGGACACAAAGCAGUGACACAGAACAUUAAGGAUACAUUAGGAACUCUCGGAGGUGUUCAGGUGCUGUUUCCAUUAUUGGAGACCGUUGACCUACCAGUUCAACCGUGUCUUGAGCCUGUAGUUACGUUGAGUAGUACAGAUGGUACACACGGUGUAGUGUCUCAAUGUAGUAAAACUUUGAAUCUUAAUGUCGAAAAUGAUGUUUGUGAACGAGUGACAGCAUCAGGAAGCUCUGUAUCUGAUAACGCUCUCACACCAAUAUCUACCACAUCUGAUGAGGUUGACAGUCCUGAAGGAGGGCAACAGCUACAAUGGAAACCUCCAGCAUGGCGGCCGACGUUUCGGAAUGAAGACGAUGAACGAUGUGAGGUAGCAAGGUUUUUGUCGUUGUUGAGGAGCUUUCUUUUUCAAUCGCCAUCAAACCAAUCGGCUCUUCAGGAACGGAAUGGGAUGGCAGUUAUUGGAGCUUUGUUGCACAAGGUUGAUGCUUGUCACAUCAAUGUAGAAAUGUUAUCUGUCGUGCAGAUGUUGGUUGAGACAGUGGCGUCUACUAAUACUCGCCUUGUAGGGCAGAUCUACGAGCAUUUGGUAUUCAACUUUGGAAUUUGGACUCGGGCAAAGUUUCACACACAAAUCGGGCACAUUCAAUAUGUGGCUACAGUCAUUAAGGACAACUUCAAGAUGUGCCGCAGUAGAUAUGGUGUAUCCUUCCUACUCGGUGUUGUGCGGAAAUUUCAUAGUUCAACACCAACUACGCCGUCAACUCCUAAAGUCUUUGAAUUUGGAGAGAUUAGUGAUGAAGAGAAAGCUAUUCGUGGGGCACUAUUUAGUUCGACCAAGUAUUUUAUGCAGAAAGGUAUGAAAAUGGAGGAACUCGAAGCAACGUUAAAUUUUAUUGCCAGCUCUGUUGAGCCAUCACACCUAAUGGAAGUGUUGGGAAUGCUGUACUCUCUGAUGACGAAGGCUCCUGCUCAUGCUGAGAUAAUAGAGAUGAUCUCUGGUACUGGCCGAGGUGAGUUGCUGUGGGCGUUGACUCAGUUUGGGGACGAAAGAGUGCGAACUAUUGGUCUGAAGAUACUAGUGGCUAUGAUGACAUCAAGCCACGUCUCUCUGAGCAACAAGCGACGCUUGCUGCUGGAUGAUACGAGCACUGGAGCUUUGUGUCAAUGUAUGAGUGCUUUUGAUUUGACUCGCGCUGAAGCUACGUUGCUGAUGGAGAUCGCAAGUGUUAAAGUUGGCAGUUCUUAUGUGGCUGGUGUGCUACAGAACUACGACUUAGUGGUAUCACUUGUUGAGAUUGCAGUCAAUGCAGAUUACCAUGUCCGAUUGGAAAUAUGUCAACGAAUCUUAAUUUCAUUGUCAAAACUGUCAAUCGGUUUGAAAUGGUAUGUGGAGGAGCCGGCUUGGUUUAAGGGUCUUGUUGCAUUGCUCACUCCUGCUCGGAAAGCUGUCAGACUUCAGGCAACACCGCCGUUGCCCAGACAAGUCUCAGAUGGUAGUGAACGCUCUCUCACAGCUGUGCCAAUUGAGGAUGUAAAUGAGAGAGACGUGCUGGAUCGAACUGCAAAGGCUCUCGGUUGUGAACUGUGUAACAUGGUUUUGGACAUUCUGGCUCUCAUUAUGUGGCAAGGAUUGAGUGGUUGUGACAGUUGGAAGGAACGAGGUCAGGUGAUGGCUUGUAUAGACAAUACAGCUGCCGAGUAUGAACUUCUUCAGCCAGCAAUUACAUUGAAACGAGAACUCUUUGAACGUUGUCUACAUGCUGCAGGAGAUGAUUUGGCUCAUGCAGGUUUAAUAGAUGCUGUUCUUGUAACUGGUGCUGUGCAACUCAUUCAAGCUGUUGAGAAUUUCAUCUUCAGGUCGUCACUUGGAUAUGGAGAUCUGUCAGGAGAGUUUGCAACAGUCUGGAGUGGCAAGUUGAUUAAAGGAAUUUUUCAAGUUCUUGAUCAAUUGCAUGUCUGGCAUGCCACUGAUUCUACAAACAAAGAUUUAGCACGCAUUGGUCUCCGAGUUCUAUUGGCUGCUGUAAACCAACCUGUUGAAGAGUUGUGUGCUGUGGCAACAUCUCGGUUGCAGCCACUGCUGCAGAAGCAUCCUUUGCCUGAUUUCCUUGAGGCAAGCUUCAUUCUUGGUUCAGUGUGUGACUCUUUAGCAUCUGCUAUACAAAAGGGAGAAGCAGAUUCCGAUUGCUACAACCAUAUGUUACUUCUUCCCAUAGUACGUAUGCUGUUGAUCUUAUGGAAGGAUGUUCUAGACAUUGAUCAUCAUCUUCCUAAUCUGCCUUCACAAGACGAUGCUUCUUUUACUCAUAAUUUACUAGAAUUUAUGAAGUCUGAUGAGUGGAGAGCAUUUCUUGGAGAGCAAAUUUUUCCUACGAUGGAGAACUAUGCUCAGGAUCUACAUGGUCCAGCCACGACACGUGUAGCCAGACUGCAACAAGAAUGUCAAGUUGCUUGUACAGAGUCAGUCAAGAAGAGCAAGCAUCGUGUUGCUGAAGGCAUGGUGAAGGUGCAGGAAUUGGUUAUGAAUCCUUUUAUGGCUCGACGUGAAACUGAACGAGAUCACCUUGCUGCUGAAUUGGCGGAAGACAAAAAGUGUCAUCUCACAGUUCUUAAAUACUGGAGGGAACAAAAGCAGUUUCUCACAAGUGAGCGAGGCACAUGGUCUAACAGAGAAACACAGGAAUCUUAUUGGAUGGUUGACAAUCGAGAGAACUUUAGUAGAAUGCAUCUCAAACUGCGAAGGCUCUUCAACUAUGAUCGUCAUGUUGAAGCCAGUCUUAAAAGAGAUAGAACAGGACGCUCCAGUACGUCUGAACCAGGUCACGUGACUGGUGGCAUUGACCUGACGGUUGGUGAAGAGGCUCGUGUUCGGAAUCAGGCUGACGAUCGCCUUGGAGACGAUGAAUGGCUUGUGCUCAGAGAUGCAGAAACCUCUUCACCAGUGUCUGGUCUUGCAGAAGUUGUUAUUCUUGAACAGUGUGAACUUGUUGUUCAUACAGAAGUUGUGCCAGGCACCUUUAGGAUGACUAGAAGCCAUGUGUAUUUUUUUGAUACAAGGCCACCUUCAGAAAGAGAAUUGGAUGUCGGUGGUGAUUUUCAAUGGGAUUUGUCUCAACUACGUGAAGUUCAUUUACGACGCUAUAACUUGCGACGAAGUGCACUUGAAUUUUUUUUACUCAACCAAACUAAUUAUUUUAUUAAUUUUACAAAACAAACUCGUAACAAGAUUUAUUCAAAGCUUUUGUCUCUACAUCCACCCAAUCUUAUUUAUGCCAGUUCUCGUAGUCCUGCUGAAAUGUUGGCCGACUCGGGAAUAACUCAGAAGUGGGUAAGAAGGCAGAUUUCGAACUUUGACUAUUUGAUGCAGUUGAAUACUAUUUCUGGAAGAAGUUACAAUGACUUCAGCCAGUAUCCAGUGUUUCCAUGGAUUUUGAAAGACUAUCACUCUGAAGAACUGGACCUUAACAAUCCGGACAUAUUUCGUGACCUUACUAAACCCAUCGGAGUGCAGAAUCCAGCACAUGUUGCAGAAGUGGCAGAAAAAUAUGAGAUGUUCUUUGAUCCUGGUGGUAUUGUGGAUAAGUUUCAUUACGGAACACACUACUCUAAUGCAGCUAGUGUUAUGCACUAUUUGGUCAGGCUGGAACCGUUUACUUCAUUACACAUUCAACUCCAGGGUGGAAAGUUUGAUCUCGCCGAUCGUCAGUUCUAUUCAAUACCAGCCGCAUGGGAAACGUUAUUGAAGAAUCCUAAUGACGUCAAAGAACUCAUUCCAGAAUUCUUUUAUUUCCCUGAGUUUUUGGUCAAUCAGAAUCGUAUCGACCUUGGUGAAUUGCAAACCGGACAGAGGGUUGACGAUGUUGUAUUACCAGCUUGGGCUGCUAGUCCGGAAACUUCAUAAGACUUCAUAUGGAAACACAGACAAGCAUUGGAGUCAGAGUAUGUCUCAGACCAUCUUCACGAAUGGAUUGAUCUCAUUUUUGGAUACAAGCAGAGAGGGCCGGCUGCUGUUGAGGCUUUGAACGUAUUCUAUUAUUGUACAUACGAAGGUGCCGUCGAUUUGGAUGCCAUUACUAAUCCACAAGAACGAGAGGCAUUGGAAGGAAUGAUCAAGAACUUUGGUCAAACUCCAACACAGCUGCUGAAGGACGCACAUCCGAAGCGUAUGUCUGUUGACGAGGCAUCGCAUUACAACAAGAGACUAGCCGAGAAUGCGACUCUCGCACCCGAUGUAUUCGAGAAUCUAGAGAAACUCAAAGCUUACUUUGUCGAAGUUUACAAAGACGGCGAUCCUGUUGUGUACAUAGGCAUAGCAGGAAGGAAGUCACAGUCGUUCCUUCAUUCAGGAUUACCAAGAGAUCUUGUGACCGUGAAUGAGUAUGGCGUCAGGCAUAAUCAUGACUGGCUACCGUACUCAACAGGAAAGAAAUGUCCUUUCACGUUCAAUAUGGAUCCAUUGCUUGCGUCUUCCAGGUCGUUGCCAAGUCUUGGUGCUCCGUUCUCUCCUGACUUAGUUGUCAAGUCGCAUCUGUUUGUGUUGACACGCGAUGGCAAAAUGUUUAUAGUAGCCGGCCAUUGGGAUAACAGUUUUCGAGUCUGGUUGUCAGCAAAGGGAAAGAUGACUCAAAUCAUUAGAAAGCACACCGAUGUGGUGACGUGUGUGGCAGCAGACAGUCGUGGCCAGUACUUGAUCACUGGAAGCAGAGACACUACGUGUAGAGUGUGGCUUAUUCUACAUCAGCACGGUUUUGCAGCAUCAGUUGAUGAAACUCCAAUCCAGACUCUGUUUGGUCACGACUCGGAGGUUACUGCUGUUGCUCUGAACACAGAGCUUGACAUCGCGGUGACCGGCUCGCUGAAUGGAACAUGUAUCAUCCAUACAGUGCAGACCGGUCAAUAUGUCUGCACUCUAAACUCCCCUUUUGCUGAGACACAUCAAUCGUCGAUAGCCCUACUCGGUAUUGGAGCUUUUGGAACCAUCGUAGUCUAUUGUGCCGGUCAGUCAAAGAGUGGAGUUCAGGACGGCAACAACUGCAUGCUACACAAGUAUAGUGUCAAUGGAAAGUUACUAGCAUUCGUCUCUGUUGAUGCGAUGUCGGACAUGACAGUGAGCGGGCAGUGGCUCGUAGGCGCUCAUGGCAAGAAACUGAUCGUGAGGAGCUUGGAAGCAUUGCUGCCCGUCCACGAAGUGUCUUUGUUGGCGCCGAUUCAAACACUCACAAUUACCAGUAAGAAUACGCAUGUGCUUCUUGGUCUCAAUGACGGGAAGCUUAUUAUCUUGGCGGUCAAUCCGAAUUGAUGGAAUGAAAUUAUUGAUGUUAAGAUUUGGACUAUUCUUUCUGAAAUGUGUAUAAUAUUGUCGUGUAAAUGUAAAAAGUAGAUUACUUUCGUAGACUCUGUCGGUGUGAGACUGUGACUGGGUGGGAUUUUUUAUUGAGCCAGUCUGGCUGUGCUGUUAUGAGAUGUCACUCACCGUCUACAGUCUCUGCGAAUUGUUUGAAGUGUCUAAGCUAAACGAGACAUUCAGAACCAAUGAUGAAACGAAGCGGUCACAUGAUGUGACAACUACCUUCUGAGAUUAAUAUCUUUAACUGUUUAUUGGAAGGUUUUUUCAACAUCAUUGAUAUAUUGGACACAUUUGAGGAUUACUGACUUGAUAUCAAAUAGUAAUACUAAA
Molecule: messenger RNA, 6348 nt
Organism: Corticium candelabrum
Lineage: Eukaryota; Metazoa; Porifera; Homoscleromorpha; Homosclerophorida; Plakinidae
Product: neurobeachin-like protein 1
Biological process (GO): intracellular protein localization
Cellular component (GO): cytosol; membrane
Molecular function (GO): protein kinase binding
Source: RefSeq, a predicted model, not a curated record